AUGCACAGACUCCUUUUGAGGAAGCCGCAGGUUCGGUUUCAAAGUAGAUAUCCAGUGGUACAGAUUGAAGAACUGAAGUCACACACGCUAAGACCAGGCCAAACUGCUACAAUUCCAUUAAGAGACUAUUACGAAUGGAACACAAUGCCCGAUCUUAUGAAGUAUGAGAAGUUUUUCACCAGGAGAAACCCUUUGGCGGGACAAAACAUGGAACAUUUACAGUUUUAUGAUCCUAUCGUAACCCAAUGCAUUGCCAAAUGGCUUUUAGUGGACUAUAAAUUGAAUGCAUAUCCUUACUAUGAUCUUAACAUUGUUAAUGUUUUCACUGAUCUUCGGCAAGCUGUAAAAAUUGCCAAAGGUAUGAUGACUUAUUUUCAAUCGGUCUUAUCUAAGGGAAUGUUUGAAAGGAUUAAAUAUUUUAUUAUACCACUUUACAACGACCAUACUGUGACUACGGAAAAGCUGCUUAAUGGAAUUCCCGGUGAUGUAAGGCUUGUCGAAAAUGCAGCUAUUUUCCCACCAAGUGGAUCCAAUAUUGACAUGGAAAAACCCUUUAGCAUUGAAGAUCCAGUCUACGUGCUUAUGCUUAACGAUAUUAUUAAGAAUUUAUCUCACGAUUUGGUUCGGUUUUCCAAUGAAUUGAACCAAUGGCAACAGUGCUAUAUGGACAUUCACACUGAUGGUACACGUUCCAAGAGGUUUGAUGAAGAUAUGGAUUUUUGGUGCCAGUACAGUUUACGAAUGGUUUUAGAUCAAGAUCAACAUCUGGAAGAUGAAUUUCACGUCCCUACAAGAUUGGUACAACUGUUUGAUAUGCUUAAAAUCUGUGCACCAGAACAUAAAAUGUUUGCCAUUGAUGUUCCUCAGAGGUGGCAGCCUUCAUUUUGGACAAUGGUUAAAUUUUUACUUGGUAGAAAUUCAAUACCGAGGAGCCAAUUGACAGGACCUUCCAUCGAUGAACACACGAUGCAUUUUAUUGCAAACUUUAAUGAAAUUCAAAAAAUAUAUUCAAAUGUUAAUGAAUCUGCUAAAUACUGUGAAGUGGAAGACCUUGCAGAAUUUGUUGAUCAAUGGACGGACCUUUCGGAUGUUGAAAAGCAUUCAACACUGUCAAAAGAUCGCUUAAAUGCCCAAUGGGAAACCAUCCAUUGUAGUAAUUUGGGUGUAAUUCAUACCACCUGA
This is a messenger RNA of Zygosaccharomyces rouxii, 1182 nucleotides long. RefSeq names its product type II protein arginine methyltransferase. NCBI's taxonomy places the organism in Eukaryota, Fungi, Ascomycota, Saccharomycetes, Saccharomycetales, Saccharomycetaceae. The transcript has a single exon. The record is from RefSeq and is a predicted model, not a curated record. The coding region runs from base 1 to 1182 and encodes 393 amino acids.